Cladophialophora psammophila CBS 110553 is the source of this 2010-nucleotide messenger RNA. RefSeq lists its product as uncharacterized. The record is from RefSeq and is a predicted model, not a curated record. NCBI's taxonomy places the organism in Eukaryota, Fungi, Ascomycota, Eurotiomycetes, Chaetothyriales, Herpotrichiellaceae. The coding region runs from base 1 to 2010 and encodes 669 amino acids. Gene Ontology annotation, biological process: dephosphorylation. Gene Ontology annotation, molecular function: alkaline phosphatase activity. The transcript is spliced from 4 exons.
AUGAGAAUCCAGCUUGGUCUAGAGGCCGUCUUGGCAAUUGGCGCCUUCUGCGCUCACUGUGCUGCUCAAUCCUUCCAGAGGCUCGGAACAUGUCCAACUUUAGGCUGCAUUAUUCCACCCGACCAAGCGGAUUUCCUCCCGGGCCAACAUUUUGAUAUCAGAGCCGAAGUGCACGCUCCUUUGAACGGAAGCGAAGCGAUUAAGGGCUACACCACUCCCGAUCCCAGUUUCACUCUGAGCAUCGAGCGUGAGGGCGGGAAUGCUCAACCGGUCUCAGCCUUUUUCAAUCUUCCAGAACCAAAACUCGAGACUUGGAAUUUUACUUGGUAUGAGGACCUGUUUGCUCAUGCCGCCAAGACUCCAUCCCAGGUCAGAGUUGCGUCAAAGGCAUGGCGAAAUGUUGCUCUGUAUGAACCGGGUCAGUAUAUUGCAACCUUAACGUAUCGCAAUGGCUCUCAGACGACGGUUGCCAACUGGACGGUCCGGGAUAUUUCUCCCCGUCAAAGGGCCAAGAAUGUUGUGAUGUUCAUCGGAGACGGCAUGACCACCAACAUGAUUACUGCUGCGCGCCUUAUCGGCCACCAAUCCAUCAACGGCAAGUACCAGACCAAGAUGGCCAUGGACCAGUUUCCCAUGCUGGGUCACCAAAUGACACACUCAAUCGACAGCUUCAUCACGGAUAGCGCCAACUCUGCAACCGCUCUCUACUCUGGCCAUAAAUCCACUGUGAACGCAUUGGGUGUCUAUGCUGAUAGCUCUCCGAACAAGUUCGACGACCCAAAGAUCGAAAGCAUCGCUGAGCUUUUCCACCGCCUUCGAGGCGGCGGUGUGGGGAUUGUCUCCACCGCUUUCAUUGCCGAUGCAACUCCUGCCGCCUUGACUGCCCACACACGAGAUCGAGGUCAAUACGGAGCAGUCAUUGACUCUUUUCUCAGAGGCAUUACAAACUAUACCUGGACCAACUGGACGGGCCCUGAUGUCCUCUUUGGCGGCGGUGCUGAGCAAUUCUAUCCUGGCAAAGGCUCCUUCCAGGGGAAAGACUACUAUCAAGAGUUCGCCAGUCAGAACUACACCGUUGUUUUAAACAAUACGGCACUUCAGGCCGCUGAUAACUCAAGUAAGCAGCUUGGAAUUUUCUCCGUCAGCAACAUGGCCAAGUGGCUAGAUCGCAAUGUCUACCCAGAAAAUCUGAACAAGUCUAGCACUGCUCCGGACGGCUCCAAGGCUGCUGCUACGGAUCAACCUGGCCUCAAAGAAAUGACUCUCAAGGCCCUCGAAGUCCUCCAAACCCGCCACGGAGAUAAAGGCUUCUUCAUCAUGUCCGAGGCCGCCAGUAUCGACAAAAUGAUGCAUGUGCUCGACUAUGACCGCGCUCUCGGUGAACUCCUAGAACUGGACGACACGAUCAAGGCAACGAUCUCCUGGCUUCGAGACGCCGGUGAGCUGGAAAACACCCUCGUCCUCGUGACCGCUGACCACGGUCAUGGUUUCGACGUUAUGGGCUCUGUCGAUACUCAUUACUUAGACACCCAGAAAGAAUCGCGUGAGAAGCGUGGCGCUAUCGGCACCUACCAGAAUUCCGGCCUCAGUCAGUAUGUCCUUGCUAAUCGAUCUGCUCCAAUCGGCAGCGACCAGAACCUCGUUUACGGCCCCGGGGUCAACUUCCCGGCUAAUUGGGAUCCUCGAUAUACGCUAUACUCGGGCGUUGCCGCCUUCCCUGACAAUCGCGAGGACUAUCAGGUCAAUAAGAAGGGCCCUCGUGUGCCGGCCAUCAACAUCACGGGCUUCUCCAACGAGGACUUUUUCGUCAAUUAUGUCGAUGCUGUUACCGGGUUCAUUAUCAACGGAUCGCUUCCUGUUUCAGCUGAUCAAGGCGUGCACUCCCUCACUGAUGUCCCCGUCUUCACGCGCGGACCUUGCACAGAGUUGUUUUCUGGUGUCUUUAACAGCAUUGACAUCUUCUACGGUAUGGCCGAGUGUCUUGGCCUUAGCCGAACGAGCCCCUCUUGA